Lindgomyces ingoldianus is the source of this 873-nucleotide messenger RNA. RefSeq lists its product as uncharacterized. The record is from RefSeq and is a predicted model, not a curated record. The coding region runs from base 1 to 873 and encodes 290 amino acids. NCBI's taxonomy places the organism in Eukaryota, Fungi, Ascomycota, Dothideomycetes, Pleosporales, Lindgomycetaceae. The transcript is spliced from 9 exons.
AUGCUUACACCCCGCAAGCAGGGCGCCCCACGUAGGGAGAGAUCGCUACGGCCUAUACAAACCAAGCUAGGAUGGCUCGCUAUAAGACGGGUGCGCGCGAUUCUUGCCGCAGUUUCGGCCUUGUUCUCUUUGGAUCCCGAUGGAGCAAAUACAUUCCCCUUCUUUGGAGAGCCUUUAGUUAAUGACGAGAUGUUUUACCAGUUUCUUAUCGAGCCGGAACAUGUGUUGGCACGAAUUCAACCAAAGCGCGCGGGCUUUCAGAUUACGUGCUCAGAGUACUUGAAACUAUUGCCUACAGUGGUUUUUCAAUUUCAAGGCAGGGAUAAUUUGUGUUGGUUCCCGAAGCCAGGCAACUUAGAGACGUCAUAUGCGAGCUCUUUGCUUGAUGAAAAGCGAAGUACUUUCUUAAACUCUAGAAGAUCGAUUGUUCUCUUUGCGAUACUGCAGUCUAUGAAGGAAGAGAAGAGUUUAAAAAUCGGUCGAUAUCUGGGGGGAAUACAGUUGAAGAGGAGACUUUCAACAACUAUCAGGCGUCCCAACUACAAUCCCUCAAUUAUUUUGAACCAUUCGAGCAUAGGUGCCUCUUACCAUAUUUCCUUUGGUAGCCGCUAUGUCGAUUCUUCUAAAGCCGAAUUUGGAUUCACCAAAGGGCUUAAUGCGCGGCUGGUGGCUGACGUAGAGGCUUGCCCACAUCAUGGUGAUGGUGAUACAAUGCCGUACCUAGUCAAGCUUCUCACGUGGACACCUGUUCCGGUUCCCUCAAUGCCAUUCUGGCCUAAGCAAUUGGCCAGCCGAGUAGUUGGAAUGUUUUAUGAGAUUGCAACAAUGCUAUUACGUCACGAAUUUUCUGAACGUAUUAUCGAGGCAUUCUAA